GUCAGUGCUGGUCAGAGCUGAGUGCACUACAGCAACUGGCCUAAAACUCUGAAAAAAAACAGCUUUAAAUCAGCUAGAAGGCGCUUAACACCCCUCAACAGCUCACCUCAGUUCACUAAUCAGAGCUGUAAGGAGCUGAUUUGCCUUUCAGAGAGGUGAAGAAGAGAGAUUAGAGAAUCAGAGGAGGGCGUGACAGGGAGCCAGCCGAUCAGGCAAGCUGCCUCUGCAGGGGGAGGAAGAGCAGGCUAUGCACCAGCCAAAGCCAGAGGUCAAGAAAAAAAGCGACAGAAUAGUGAAAAGGUAGACUCUGAGUUAGAGGGAGGUCAUUUGUGAUCUGAGCCAGAAAAACAGAAACCAGCCUCUCUUUGUUGUUGUGUGGGCCACCGUGCGGGGAGGAGGAUGUGAAGGAGAGCGGCAGGGAGGAAGGGAGGCGACUGCAAAGAAAGACAAGAAAAUGCUCUCAGAGAUGAUGAGCAGGAGGAGCUGCCAGCAGCAGCAGGAUGGAAAAGAGGCUCCACAGAGGGACGCUGCCAGCCGCAGGAAGCACUGCUGGUCCAAGAGCUGCAGGGGGCGCCCACAGGGGCGGAGGACAGGAGGGGGAGGGAGGCCAAGAGGGCGCAAUCACCACCAUCAACACCCUCAACGUCAUCAUUUCCAUCAUCCCCGACACCUCCAGAGGCCGGUGAUGUCGCUCCGACCCAUUAACGUUAAGGGAAACAGAGCGAGGGGGAUGAGGGCACCCAAGAACACCAACCAGUUUCUGAUGCACGAGAAGUACCAGAUGCUGCACAUGCGCUCCGACUCAGUGGGAAGCGACAGCGGCAGCAGCUCGGACAGUGACAUGGAGCUCACUGACAUGGACUCAUACCUGGGCGUCCUGGAGAAUGCCAGAGGAGCCCUCCUAGACAGUCCCAACCCACACGGCUCAACAACGCCACCAGGACAGAUCCUGCUACUGCAGGAGGACAGUCUACAUCUGCACAAAGACAGUCUGCGCCUGCACAAAGACAGUCUGCGUCUGCACAAAGACAGUCUGCGUCUGCAGGAGGACAGUCUGCGUCUGCAGGAGGACAGCAUGCAGUAUUUCCCCUCUGAAGACGACCUGAUGCAGAGCCAGAAUUUCAUGCAGAGAGACUUUGUUGAGUUCUGUGACAUCCUGACAUCCUGAAGGGAAACUUUCAGGGAGCCAUUUUGUUCCCAGCAUUGUGAGACUCAAACCUCAGACUUAACAGGUUUGUUUUGCUUCAUGUUCACAGAAAAUAAAAACAUCUCGCCCUUAUUUAAGUCAUUUAGCCUUAAAAGUUGAAGAAUCUGCUCACAGACUGAGAUAAUUCCAUUAGUUUCCAGCAGGAAUAAACUUUUUAAAAAUAUGUCUUUUAAAUCAAGUGUCAUUUUCUUAACAUUCCUGCAGUGAUCUGCCUUACUGAGGUACUAGCACUGAUCUUUAGAAAACAACAAGCAAAACAGCACAGAGAGAAAGUGGAAUUAUCUCACCCUGUCAGCAUUUUUCUGGGUUUAAGAAUUAACUUUAACUAAAUGCAAGAUUAAAUGACUUUAUUAAGAUGGAUUUUUUUUACAGUUCAUGUUUGGUUCAUGUACAAUGUGUCCCGGUGCUGUAAAGUGCUGCCUUUCUGUUGUUGUUGUUGUUGCACACAAAGGGAGAUGGGCUCGGUGGUGGGAGUGAGCCCAAACAGCCAAUCAGAAUCGUGCUGACUGGAUUAGACUGCAGAGGAUUGGCUGAUGCAGACUGUCAUUAACAAAAAGGCCUUUUACUGUACAAAAUAAAAAGACAAAACAAACAAAUAAAUAUCUUAUUGAUGUAA
Messenger RNA from Seriola aureovittata, 1823 nucleotides. RefSeq lists its product as uncharacterized. The transcript has a single exon. Lineage: Eukaryota; Metazoa; Chordata; Actinopteri; Carangiformes; Carangidae. The record is from RefSeq and is a predicted model, not a curated record. The coding region runs from base 455 to 1168 and encodes 237 amino acids.